AUGGCCUCCGAUACCAAGUUCGACCAACACCUAGAAGAGGGACUGCUGCCUGCCGCUGCCAACGAGAAGGGGAUUUUGACCACAACUUCGAGACCGUCCAGGACGCCAAACAAGAUGACCGCCACCCGCCGUACCCUGCUCGCCGUCCUGGUGUGCGGCCUGAUGACCCUCAGUCUCGCCUCCGCCAUCGGUCACCGAGCGAAGCCUUGCACGAGAGAUCACCAGGAGCAAGUUCUCGUUGCGGAGGGUGAAGUCCAGAAUCCCGCCAAAGUGGAUCUUGUUCACAAGCUGCUUCAUGCCUACUUUCCCGAACGCUACCAGGACGGUGUCUACCCCUCGGACAAGGAGGCCAUCGCUGCUUUCGAGACGGAUGAUGCCGAGUUAGCUUCUGCUCUGGGCCAGCUGGCGAAGCGUCAGGACAAUGGUACGACGACUGCUCCGUCUGCCACCUCAACGCCUUCUUCGCUCACUGAAGCUGCUGAUUCUUCGUCCGUCUCAUCGGCGCAGCCCACAAGUGCAACUCCAACCCCGACCCCGACUCCUACCCCGACUCCUACCCCGACUCCCACGCCGUCUCCAUCUCCUCCGGCCACAAGCUCCACCCCUGCCCAGGAGACCACCUCCGCCUCGGUGCAGUCCAACACUCAGCAAGAGACCUCCACCACCGCUCAGUCAUCGGAACCUGCACCCACCACCCCCACCACCCCGGCAACGUCAGCAACACCUCCUACUUCUGUCCCCUCCGACGACCAGUGGGUCUCCUUCUUCUUCUUCUUCUUCCCCUCCCCCUUCUUCUGCCCCCUCGUCCGCUCCCACGACGGCCUCGCCGGGGUCCUCGAGUGUGUCCACGCAGGGUACGUCUACUUCCCUUUCUGUCGAGACUACUGCGGUUGUGACGACCUCGUCCCCGACAAUCUCCUCUUCGCCCGUGUCGACCGCGUUGUCGAGUGUUCAUCCACGGCCACUCGCGCCUCUCCUCGGACUACGUCUUUCAGCGAGGUUCGGACCACUUACACAUCGACCGCCUCCAACGGCGACGUUGUGCUCGUGACGGCGACGUCCUUUGUCGCGGUGAACCCUGAACCGGCUGCCACCGAGUCUUCCGAGUCCGGCGGUGGCGGCGGCGGCUUGCAGAACGCGGCCUCCCCAAUUGGCAGUAUUUCGUUUGCUCUGCCGCUCUCCUUCGCCGCCUUUGUCGCCGGCGCUAUGCUCCUGCUGUAG
This is a messenger RNA of Colletotrichum spaethianum, 1221 nucleotides long. RefSeq lists its product as uncharacterized. The transcript has 3 exons. The record is from RefSeq and is a predicted model, not a curated record. Bases 1 to 1221 code for a protein of 406 amino acids. NCBI's taxonomy places the organism in Eukaryota, Fungi, Ascomycota, Sordariomycetes, Glomerellales, Glomerellaceae.